AUGCAGCCGGAGCACUCCAUCAGAAUCAAUCCUCUCACCAACAACAUACUCUUUAAUGCCCGAAUAUCAAAGGUCCCAGAUAAGAAAAUCAACUUACUUAUCAAUCCAGACGGCUUGCAUCUGGACAGCCUAGAACAUAACCGAGCCUACCUACUCGAUAUUAAGUACCCUAAGAACGCUAUCGUCGAUGACACGCGAGCACGUGUUUCGUACAAUGGAACUAAUCUUAGCGUACGCGUGCCUGUCCUCAAAUAUGACGGAAUGGAGGAGGACGAGACAAAAGGAUACCGGGGACUAGUUCGAAGAGUACUCUUGGAGGAGAGUGAUAGCUCGCACCGGACAGACCACGCGAGCCAGCUGAUAGUGGGAGACGACGAUGAGACUUCGGAGGAAGGAGGUCUCAAAGAGCCUCGUAAGACGGUUUCAUCCGUGCGUGCGAGAGACAAGAUCCUUGCGAAGAACACACCAGUCUCAGAACCAUAUGUUGCUAGAAUUCCCCUGAAGCACCGGCCAUCCACAAAAAGGCCGGACCUGCAUCCUGUUAUCGCCUUCCAGAAGCAGGAGAAGUAUGUUACAAGCCAGGACGAGCUCCUCCGACUCGCUCGUAAGGUUGCACAUGUUGAAGAAGCAAAGUACUCAGCCAGAUUGGAGAAGAAGAAGAAGGACGAGGCCAUGCUCACUCAACACAUGGAGGCCAGAGAGCAGCGAAAGGCGAUGAAGAAGUCAAAAUCACGGCUCGUCGUCGAGCGUGCCAAGGCUCGGUUGGCCAUGGGAGAUAAGAAAACAAAGAGCGGGAAGCGGGCGCUUCAGCGUCAGUCAAAGGUCUGA
Molecule: messenger RNA, 828 nt
Organism: Giardia duodenalis
Lineage: Eukaryota; Fornicata; Diplomonadida; Hexamitidae
Exons: 1
Coding region: 1-828 (275 amino acids)
Source: RefSeq, a predicted model, not a curated record